GCUGUUUCUAUUUUUAUUUCCUGUUUAAAUGUUGUCGAAUGAUGAAGAUGUUUUUCUUACUUUGCUUGUGUUUUGGCUGUGAGUCACGGUCACGCGCCUCUCUGGGUGUUUCCUGUUCAAAGUUUACUUUCGCUUCCUCUGACCGUCGAGUCGCAGAUAGUUUUCUCCUCUGAAGCUGCAGCUGAAGGUAAUGUAACCCGUCUGAAGUGUUUGACUCGUUAACACAAGCUGUCGGCAGCUUAGUUCCACAGAAACAGCAGAAAGCUGCCGCUCGACGCUUCAUUUCCCCAAACUCACAGCUCUGAGUUUCACUGGAAACUCGGGACUACAAAUCUCCGCCAUGUUGUGUCGGUGUCUGGGAGUGUAAGCGGCGGAAUAAGAGCAGCAGCAGAGUCAGCGGAUCCUCAGCAGCUGGACACAGAGUCGUUAUUACUGUGUAGCUCCACUGACUGAUGGCUGAAGGCAGCUUUUCCUGCCUGAAUCAGCCUGUGGAGGAGGCGGAGACGAGCCGCUGCUCUCCCGCUGUCUGAGCCACUAAAUGCGGCCUCGCUCGGCCGGACAGCCGCUGGAGAACAGCUGUUUGUGUCGGUAUAUUUCCACCACAGGACUGAUGUGCAGACAGUUUGGGAGUCAGAGGGUCUCCCAGCUAUCUGAAGGAUCAACAGGUUCUUCAUCCAAUGAGCUGGAACCAGUGUCGCUUCUUAUGUUUCACAUCAACAUGCUCAUUACCCCAAAUACGGAUCUGAUCACCAGCUGCUAAACAAUCAAUACAUGAGAGAGACUCAUUCACUUUGAUCUGUCAGCGUUUUACUGAGGCUGCAUUUACUUCAGGAUCAUAUUAUUCAACAGAGGUACAAAGUAAGUACAUUUACUCAGGAACUGCACUGAAGUACAGUUUGUUGCUUAUUAUGUUGGAGCCUUAAUCUCAGCUGUGAAAUAAUCAGCUGUAGCUUGUUGCAUCGAGUCCUUUUCUACAGGGACUCUGUCAGACCACAUCAGUCCAUCUCAGCCCCUCUGUGUGUCAGUGAAGGUAAAUCUGCACUUCACUGCAGCUUCAUGACGCCAUCUAGUGGCCUGAUAGUAGAAGUCCAGCAGCUGAUGGCAGCUUCCUCUGCCUCACUGCUGUCUGACUGCAUUCAGCUGACACUGAUAUGAAACAGAAAGUAACAGCCAAUCACUGGAGGAGCAGCUGAUCUUCUUACAGGAGAAAUGAUGGAAAGGAGGAUUUCAGCUGAUGUGCAGAUGAAGGAUUUGUGUUUCCUCUCCAGAUCAAAGUGUGUGUGAGCUGAUGUGGAUGUGAGUUCAGCAGCAUGAAUCAGUGUGAGGACAGAGAGGAGGGAGCCCUCCCUAAAACCAGUCUGUGUGGGGAACAUGGCAGCCAGACCAGAGCUCAGAGGCCAGAGCAGCAGAGACCAGACUCUGCUGGACCUGGACCUGAGUCUGAACCUGAACCUGGACCUGGACCUGAGCCCAGCUGUGUGUCCUUGAAGAGCGACUGGUCAAAUGAUCACAUCAUUAAUUUUAAAGGACGACAGCCCUCUGCUGCAAAGAGGAUCUAUGGGAGGCCAGCCUCUGCUGGACCUGGACCUGAGUCUGAACCUGAACAUGGACCUGGACCCAGCUGUGUGUCCUUCAAGAGUGACCAGUCAAAGGGUCGCAUCAUUGAUUUUAAAGGACGACAGCCCUCUGCUGCCAAGAGAGUCGACCAGGAGAGCUCAGAGGUUCCCAGUGGUCAGUCUGCCCAGCAGCAUCAAACACACCUGGACUCCAUAUUUAUGCUGCUGGAGGAGAACAUUGUCACUUUUGUGAAGAACGAGCUGAAGAAAAUGCAGAAGGUUCUGGGAUCAGAUUACCCAGAAUGCUUAGAGAGUCAGAGGGAGGAUGAGGAGGUGUUGGACGGUAAGGAGGAAGAGCAGAGGAGGAGCAGCAGAGAGGCAUUUCUGAAGAUCACACUGCACUUCCUGAGGAGAAUGAAGCAGGAGGAGCUGGCUGACUGUCUGCAGAUCAGAAGUCAUUCUGGAGUUUGGCAACGUAAACUUAAAUCUAACCUGAAGCAGAAGUUCCAGUGUGUGUUUGAGGGAAUCGCUAAAGCAGGAAACCCAACCCUUCUGAACCAGAUCUACACAGAGCUCUACAUCACAGAGGGAGGGACUGCAGAGGUCAAUGAUGAACAUGAGGUCAGACAGAUUGAAACAGCAUCCAGGAAACCAGACAGACCAGAAACAACAAUCAGACAAGAAGACAUCUUUAAACCCUCACCUGGAAGAGAUGAAAUAAUCAGAACGGUGAUGACAAAGGGAGUGGCUGGCAUUGGGAAAACAGUCUUAACACAGAAGUUCACUCUGGACUGGGCUGAAGACAAAGCCAACCAGGACAUACAGUUCACAUUUCCAUUCACUUUCAGAGAGCUGAAUGUGCUGAAAAAGAAAUACAGCUUGGUGGAACUUGUUCAUCACUUCUUUACUGAAACCAAAGAAGCAGGAAUCUGCAGGUUUGAAGAGUUCCAGGUUUUGUUCAUUUUUGACGGUCUGGAUGAGUGUCGACUUCCUCUGGACUUCCACAACAAUGAGAUCCUGACUGAUGCUACAACGUCCACCUCAGUAGAUGUGCUGCUGACAAACCUCAUCAGGGGGAACCUGCUUCCCUCUGCUCGCCUCUGGAUAACCACACGACCUGCAGCAGCCAAUCAGAUCCCUUCGGAGUGUGUUGACAUGGUGACAGAGGUCAGAGGGUUUACCGACCCACAGAAGGAGGAGUACUUCAGGAAGAGAUUCAGAGAUGAGGAGCAGGCCAGCAGCAUCAUCUCCCACAUCAAAACAUCACGAAGCCUCCACAUCAUGUGCCACAUCCCGGUCUUCUGCUGGAUCACUGCUACAGUUCUGGAGGAGGUGUUGAAGACCAGAGAGGGAGGAGAGCUGCCCAAGACCCUAACUGAGAUGUACAUCCACUUCCUGGUGGUUCAGUCCAAACUGAAGAGCAUCAAGUAUGAUGGAGGAGCUGAGACAGAUCCACACUUGAAUUAAAAGAGCAGGAAGAUGAUUGUGUCUCUGGGAAAACUGGCUUUAGAGCAGCUGCAGGAAGGCAACCUGAUCUUCUAUGAAUCAGACCUGACAGAGUGUGGCAUCGAUAUCAGAGCAGCCUCAGUGUGCUCAGGAGUGUUCACACAGAUCUUUAGAGAGGAGAGAGGGCUGUAUCAGAACGAGGUGUUCUGCUUCGUCCAUCUGAGCAUUCAGGAGUUUCUGGCUGCUCUUCAUGUCCAUCUGACCUUCAUCAACUCUGGUGUCAAUCUGCUGUCAGAAGAACAAUCAACCUACCUUGAAUCUGCAGUGACACACUUGUACCAGUGUGCUGUGGACCAGGCCUUAAAAAGUCCAAAUGGACACUUGGACUUGUUUCUCCGCUUCCUCCUGGGACUCUCACUGCAGACCAAUCAGACUCUCCUACGAGGCCUGCUGACACGGAAAGGAAGUCGCUCACAGACCAGUCCGGAAACAGUCGAGUACAUCAAGAAGAAGAUCGAAGAGAUUCCCUCUGCAGAGAAAAGCAUCAAUCUGUUCCACUGUCUGAAUGAACUGAAUGAUCGUUCUCUAGUGGAGGAGAUCCAACAGUCCCUGAGUUCAGGAAGUCUCUCCACAGAUAAACUGUCUCCUGCUCAGUGGUCAGCUCUGGUCUUCAUCUUACUGUCAUCAGAAAAAGAUCUGGAUGUGUUUGACCUGAAGAAAUACUCAGCUUCAGAGGAGGCUCUUCUGAGGCUGCUGCCAGUGGUCAAAGCCUCCAACAAAGCUCUACUGAGUGGCUGUAACCUCUCAAAGAGAAGCUGUGAAGCACUGUCCUCAGUUCUCGGCCCCCAGUCCUCUAGUCUGAGAGAGCUGGACCUGAGUAACAACGACCUGCAGGAUUCAGGAGUGAAGCUGCUGACAGCUGGACUGGAGAGUUCACAUUGUAAACUGGAAACUCUCAGACUGAGUGGCUGUAACCUCUCAAAGAGAAGCUAUGAAGCUCUGUCCUCGUUUCUCAGCUCCCAGUCCUCUAGUCUGAGAGAGCUGGACCUGAGUAACAACGACCUGCAGGAUUCAGGAGUGAAGCUGCUGACAGCUGGACUGGAGAGUCCACAUUGUAAACUGGAAACUCUCAGGCUGUCAGGCUGUCUGAUCACAGAGGAAGGCUGUGCUUCUCUGGCCUCAGCUCUGAGCUCCAACCCCUCCCAUCUGAGAGAGCUGGACCUGAGCUACAAUCAUCUAGGAGACUCAGGAGUGAAGCUGCUGUCUGCUGGACUGGAGGAUCCACACUGGAGACUGGACACUCUCAGGGUGGAGCCCGGUGGAGUCCGAUGGCUGAGACCAGGUCUGAGGAAGUAUUCCUGUGAACUCACACUCGACACAAACACAGCGAACAGAGAGAUCCAACUGUCUGACGACAACAGGAAGGCGAUAUAUGACACAUUAAAGAGUUUUUAUUCAAGGAUCAAAAUAUUUCUGAAUCAUCCAUGGUCUCAGCUGCUGUGUAGAAAUGGUCUGACUGGUCGCUGUUACUGGGAGGUCGAGUGGAGAGGAAGGGUAUUUAUAUCAGUGAGUUACAGAGGAAUCAGCAGGAGAGGACGCAGUGGAGACUGUUUGUUUGGAUGGAAUGAUCAGUCCUGGAGUCUGAGCUGCUCUGAUGAUGAUGGUUACUCCAUCUGUCACAAUAAGAGAGUAACAUCCAUCUCCUCCUCCUCCUCUUCCUCCUCCUCCUCCUCCUCUGUCUCUGACAGAGUAGCAGUGUAUGUGGACUGUCCUGCUGGCACUCUGUCCUUCUACAGAGUCUCCUCUGACACACUGAUCCACCUCCACACCUUCAACACCACAUUCACUGAACCUCUUUAUCCUGGCUUUGCAAUCUGGUCCUGGUCCAGGUCUGGUUCCUCAGUGUCUCUGUGUUCUCUGUAGGAGGGAGAGUCUCCUCCUGUUAGAGAAACACAUCAGUUGAGUCUGUACAGGAUCACAGCUACAGAAAUCUUUCAGGUUAUUGUCAUAAAUUCAUCAAUGAACUCAAAGUGAUUUUUAAAGCUUCUCCAUCUAACAGCUGUAAAUAAAGCCCAACAUUUUCAUGCUCACGGUUGUUUUCUUGGAUUAACGACAUUUAAAAAGGAAGAAGUCACAUUUGGCAUCAUCAUGAAAAAUGAGCUGAUCCUAAAGACUGUUAUUGUAUUUGGUCAAUUAUUUUCACUUUCCUUUCAUUCCUGAAGCUCACGAAGAAGAAAAGAUUGUUAAAUAUGACCAUUAAUCUUCUCUCUGAAAACGUCUAGUAUUUAUUUCUGUAAUUUUGUUUUUGUAUUUAUUUAUUUCGUGUCUUUAUAUUUAUUCUUACUAUGACAUUUAUUGCUUUUACAUUAGUGGCUAUUGAAACCCAUCCAAUUUACAAAACUGUUUUCAACAUUUCAAAAACAAUUUCUUCUUAACGUUUCAGUAAAA
This is a messenger RNA of Siniperca chuatsi (mandarin fish), 5450 nucleotides long. RefSeq names its product NLR family CARD domain-containing protein 3-like. NCBI's taxonomy places the organism in Eukaryota, Metazoa, Chordata, Actinopteri, Centrarchiformes, Sinipercidae. Gene Ontology annotation, molecular function: protein binding. The record is from RefSeq and is a predicted model, not a curated record.